UACUAUAGUAACAAUAUUAAAAUAACAAUCGCAUUUUAAAAUGGUUUGAAUCGAUAAGUUCAAAAUAAUAAAAAUAGAUUAUAGAUAUGCAAGUCACGCAGUUGGGCUCAUUAAAAUUAUAUUUGAUAAUUAAUUAAUUGAUUUAGAUCUACAAGGUUUUACCUUUACUCGCCAUUUCCCGUGUGCCGUAAGAAUCACAGCUGAAUCAGUGUCGUGAGUGUAGAUCUAGUAAAUCUAGAUCUAGAGUCUAGUAUUAAUUUACUGGAUGCGGACACAGAGUAUCAAAGUAUCAAUAAUCAAUUUUAAUUUAUUGUUUAUAGUCACAUCGUGAGAAGAAUUCUGAAUUAGAUAAGAUUUGGGUUAAGAAGACUUAAGCUGGAAGCCAUCAGCAAGUAAAAUCAAACUGUUCUUUUAACUUCUAUUUCUAUCCCACAAACUGAGUGACUGAAGUCAAAGCUAUGAACUAUGAUUAUGAACUUGUGCUUUUCCAAUAAUUAAAUAAAUAUUAUUAAUAGAGUCUAGAUCUAAUUAUUUUCAACUUGAAGAAGGUAAUUAUUCAACAUGGCACGUAUUAAAUUCGCAUCAGACUUUGACAAAUCUGUACUUCUAAAUAAUUUUGAAAAUCGCGGUUGGAUCCAAGUGGGCCCUGAAGAUGACUGGAACUUUUAUUGGGCUGGAGUACAUAAUAUUAGAAAUGUUUUCAGUGUUGAAUCAGGCUUCAGACUUCAAGAUGAUCAGGUUAUCAACCACUUUCCAAAUCAUGUAGAGCUUACACGAAAAGAUUUAAUGGUGAAGAACAUUAAACGCUAUCGCAAAGAUUUGGAGAAGGAAGCAAGUCCUGUAUCUGAGAAAGAUGAGACUGGACGCUUUGUACACUUAGACUUUAUUCCGCAAACAUUCAUGUUACCAGCAGAUUAUAAUCUUUUUGUUGAAGAGUUUAGAAAAAAUCCAAAUACUACUUGGAUAAUGAAACCAUGUGGCAAAGCUCGUGGCAUUGGUAUCUUUUUAGUUAAUAAAUUGUCACAGUUAAAAAAAUGGUCGCGAGAUGGAAAAGGGAAUUCCUUUACACCUCCAACAGCAAAAGAGACUUAUGUGAUAUCAAAGUACAUUGACAACCCACUUCUUAUUGGUGGUAAAAAAUUUGAUUUGAGGCUGUAUGUUUUGGUGACAUCAUUCAGACCUCUCAAGUGUUACAUGUAUCGAUUGGGUUUCUGCCGUUUCUGUACAGUGAAAUAUAAUGCAAGCUUGAAUGAACUGGAUAAUAUGUUUGUUCAUCUAACAAAUGUGUCUAUACAAAAACAAGGGGAUGAAUAUAAUGCUAUUCAUGGAGGGAAAUGGACUACACAAAACCUGAGACUUUUUCUAGAAAGUACAAGAGGAAAAGAAGUCUCGGACAAACUUUUUGAUGAAAUUAACUGGCUAACAGUCCAUUCCCUAAAAGCUGUUGCUGGUGUUGUAUCAAAUGACAGGCACUGCUUUGAAUGUUAUGGAUAUGACAUUAUAAUUGAUGACAAUUUAAAACCUUGGCUCAUAGAGGUAAAUGCCUCUCCCUCCUUAUCUGCCACAACAUCUAGUGAUCGGAUCAUGAAAUACAGAUUGAUAUCAGAUGUGAUUAACAUUGUGAUACCCCCUGGUGAAAUGCCAGAUGUCAGGUGGAGCAAAGUACCAGAUCAGGAAAACCUUGGCCAUUUUGAUGUUUUGUAUGAUGAAGAGCUGGCUGCCAUGGACCAACAUACUCAAGAACUACGAACAAAGGCAGGGGUUCCAAGUCUUAAUGUAAGAGGCUUUGCCAAAGAUAAUCGUAGAGGAUCACAAGCCACAUGGAAGUGAAACUGUCUUGUUGUCUUGUUUAAAUAAAAAUACUAUGACAAUAAGAUUUUGUAUGAUAAAUUACCACCGAACAUUAA
This is a messenger RNA of Physella acuta, 1907 nucleotides long. Its product is annotated as polyglutamylase complex subunit TTLL1. Gene Ontology annotation, molecular function: tubulin binding; tubulin-glutamic acid ligase activity. NCBI's taxonomy places the organism in Eukaryota, Metazoa, Mollusca, Gastropoda, Physidae. The record is from RefSeq and is a predicted model, not a curated record. Gene Ontology annotation, cellular component: ciliary basal body. Gene Ontology annotation, biological process: microtubule cytoskeleton organization; protein polyglutamylation.